Molecule: messenger RNA, 2916 nt
Organism: Psammomys obesus (fat sand rat)
Lineage: Eukaryota; Metazoa; Chordata; Mammalia; Rodentia; Muridae
Gene: Ccdc66
Product: coiled-coil domain containing 66
Exons: 17
Coding region: 44-2749 (901 amino acids)
Biological process (GO): cilium assembly
Cellular component (GO): photoreceptor inner segment; cilium; microtubule
Molecular function (GO): microtubule binding
Source: RefSeq, a predicted model, not a curated record
CGGCGGUGGUCCGGGGAGCUGCGGGCAGGCGGGCGGCGGGGCCAUGAACCUGGGAGAUGGUUUAAAGCUUGAAACUGAAUUAUUGGAUGGAAAAACCAAGCUAAUACUAUCUCCCUAUGAGCAUAAAUCAAAAGUUUCUGUGAAGAUGGGAAAUAAGAUCAAGAUUGCAAAAUGUCCUUUCAGAGCAAAACAAACUGGACACAUUCUAAAAUCAACACAAAAUACUUACAUUGGGAAUGAAAACCUUUUUCAAAAGAAGAGAUUUAGUUCAAACACUUCACAGGCAAAACCUGAAAAAAGUACAUCAACAUUUUCACCCAGUAAGGAUUUAAGUAAGCAGUAUGCAGAAAAAGACUGUCUUCAUUUCCAAAAGGAGAUUUUGCCCACAACCUCUAAUGUACAGAAGAUUAUAAGCAGCACAGAUGCUUGUCUAGUGGCUAAACAGAAACCUUGCAGAAAGCACACUACGCCCGAAAACAUGAACAGCGGUUUGGUAUGUCUAACCCAAGACCAGCUACGGCAGAUUUUGAUGAUGAGUGUAAACCCAGGAAACAGAUCUCUGUCCCUGUCUGAAAAUGGAAAGGAAGAGGAAACAAGUCAAGAUAGUUUACAUUUAAUCGGUAUGCCUGGUCAGCCAAAGGAUGUGAGUGUUACAGGUAUACUGCAAAAAGCGGAGGCUGCUUCACCCUCGUCAAGUGAAAAUGAGCAUGUCUUCAGUAGAGCUCAAGAGGCAUUUCAACAGUGUGAGCAGAAAGUUGCCAUAGACAAUGAAUGGAAACCAGCUGACAUAUUCAGUACUCUGGGGGAAAGGGAACGUGAUAAAGGUUUGUUGGAAGCAAAAAGAGCCCAGUGGAGAAAAGAUCUAGAUGAACAGGUUGCUUUAAAGAAGAAAGAAAAAGAAGCUUCUCAAAGAUGUAAUAAUCCUUGGAGAAAAUCUGAAAUGGAACGUGAGAAACUUCAAGUCCUUGAUCAAUCUAAGGGUGAGGAAGAUGACAGAUGGGCAAUGCAUUUCGAUUCAUUAAAGAGUCAUCCUGGUUCUCAGUCUCGACUGUCCUCUCAGUUAACACACCAACACCUGGAGUCGUUUUGUGUGUCUCCUGACACUCAGGAACCGGCUGAUGUCAACAGUGUGUAUACACCUCCACCUAGAAUCCAGGUGGAGCCUUCAGAGGAAGAACAAAGAGCCAAAGCUGUCAUGGAUAUGGCUGUGUCACAUGGUCAGAAAACAAACUUUCUCCGUUCUAUGACGGCACUCUUGGACCCAGCACAGAUUGAGGAACGGGAAAGACGCCGACAGAAACAAUUAGAACAUCAGAAAGCGAUCAUGGCUCAGGUAGAAGAGAACCGCAGGAAGAAGCGGCUCGAAGAAGAACAAAGAAAGAAAGAAGAGCAGGAAGAGGAGCAGCGCUUGGCACGGGAACGGGAGGAGAUGCAGAGGCAGUAUGAAGAGGACAUUCUUAAGCAGAAACAGAAAGAAGAAAUCAUGACUCUGAAGACAAAUGAGCUAUUCCACACAAUGCAGCAAGCUCAGGAGUUGGCACAGAGACUAAAACAGGAGCAGAGGAUCCGAGAACUGACUCAGAAAGGACAUGACGCAUCCAGGCUGAUUAAAAAUCUUGGUGCACAUGUGGAUUUUAAGGCAUCCAUGCACAUUUCCAGUUCAAGAAGCGACACUGAGGAAGCUGCUGACGAAACAAGUGCAGCCGCCACUUCCACAACCUCUCCCAAGAAGGACACUGGCGUGCAGACAGAUGACAUAAACUUAGGAAUUUUCAACGAUGCACUACCACACUGUGGAUCGGUAACAGAAAGGGGCAUUAGAAACUUUUCUUCUCCUGAGAUUUCUGCAGAAUUCAGUGGCCAGAUUAGCAUUAAACAAGACAAGCAAGAACUAAGUAUGGAUAAAGGCACUAAUUUAGACAAAGAAAACAGCUGGUAUAAUGAACAAAAUAGUAAGUCUAGAAGAACAGAGAAACAACAAACAAAACUCAUGAAGAAAUGUUCUAACAAGCCUGCUUGGAAUAUAAAUAAGCCUCUCAAAAGGUAUGUUCCUGCAUCAGCAAAGUACCCUGUACAUCUCCAGAAGGAGAAAGAAGAAAAAAAGGUAAGAAGGCAGAUGGAACUGCUUCACUUAGUAGAGAGAAACAAUCCUGAGAACCUCUCCCAAAAUAGAGGCACUUCACCAGAAGUUCCUGCUUCAUCUCGUCGAGAAACUGAAUCAGAGACCAGGUUGCAUGUAAUCAGAAAGGUAGAAGAACCUCUGAAAACUCCUUCAGUUAGUAAAGAAAGGUUUCCGCUAUCACCAGCAGUAAAAAGUCGAACUGAGCAAACUCAGACUUUACAUUUACAACUAAAAAACAGUGACUAUGAAAAAGAGACUCUGACUUUAGGAGAUGGUCAUACCAAAUUAUCAGAUGAGAUGUCUGAGCCAUCUCAUUUUAUUCCCUACGUUCGAACAAAUGAGAUUUAUUACCUUGAUCCAGAUGCACCCUUGUCUAGGCCUUCAACCCAGGACAUCCAAUACCAAAAAUCUCAUGAUUCUGACCAAGAACAAGAGCUGUUUGACUCUGACUGUAUCAGGGAUCCACUUCUUAAUCCUAAAUUGGUGAAAAAAAGGGAUCGACAGCAAGCUAUCCUUAAGGGACUUUCAGAACUAAGACAGGGUCUUCUCCAGAAACAAAAGGAGUUGGAAACGAAUCUCAUACCCUUAACUGCAAACCAAGAAGAUAAUUUUAGUUCUUCGUUUUAAAUAUGCUCACCACGCAGCUGCAUUUUUCAAGCACCCAAUGAACAACUUUACGUUAUGUAGUAAAAUGGUGUAUUUUUUAAAAAUACAAUAAAACAGCUUAUAGUUAAAAAAAAAAAAACAAAACUGGUCUCUGGCAUAUUAGGAUGUAAAAGUAUGUUCUACUUACC